GUCUGGUCGAUAUUAUAAUGCUGAUAAAUUUGCGGCAUCGAAUCUAUGAUAAAGAGGCUCAAUUCAGGAGCAUAAAGGCAGAGAAGGAAAGACUUUUAAAGGAUUUAGGUUUACAGGUGUACAAAGACGACGACGAUAACAAAACCAAUGACAAUAAAUUGCUUAGCAAUGAAGAAGAAAACACAUAG
This is a messenger RNA of Paraglomus occultum, 188 nucleotides long. The record is from the annotation of a GenBank genome assembly. NCBI's taxonomy places the organism in Eukaryota, Fungi, Glomeromycota, Glomeromycetes, Paraglomerales, Paraglomeraceae.